Molecule: messenger RNA, 336 nt
Organism: Dibothriocephalus latus
Lineage: Eukaryota; Metazoa; Platyhelminthes; Cestoda; Diphyllobothriidea; Diphyllobothriidae
Source: the annotation of a GenBank genome assembly
AUGGUUGCUAUCAAUGAAAAACCUGUAUGCCUCCAAUUUGACACAGCCUCGGACUUUAGCAUCAUCUCCAAACGCACAUGGCAGGGGACUGGACGGCCUCCGACGAUCACAUCGGACAAAAAGGCCAUGGAUGUUUCCGCAGAUUCCUCCGGCUCCCGGGGAACAUGCUAUCUUACCAACCGCCCGAAGCCUGACUUGAUUGGCCUUGACUGGAUCGAGAAGCUCGGUCUCCUAGAUUUGCCACUUAACCGUUUUUGCAAUGGUGCGCAGUCAACUUGGCCCAAUCCCGCCAAAUCAAAUCAGCUGACAGCGAAUCUGAUGUUAUCAAUAUUCUAA